This is a messenger RNA of Tarenaya hassleriana, 3381 nucleotides long. Its product is annotated as importin beta-like SAD2 homolog. The record is from RefSeq and is a predicted model, not a curated record. Lineage: Eukaryota; Viridiplantae; Streptophyta; Magnoliopsida; Brassicales; Cleomaceae. Gene Ontology annotation, molecular function: small GTPase binding. Gene Ontology annotation, cellular component: nuclear envelope; cytosol. Gene Ontology annotation, biological process: protein import into nucleus.
UCUGUGUCCUCCCUCGAGAGCGCGAAUGUCGGAGGAAGCAUCCUGGAUUGCUGGGUUUCUGCAGCAGACUCUCACCCCCGACGAUGGAACCGCCGUCCGUACGGCCACGGAGUCUCUUGAUCGUCUCUCUCUGGAGCUCCCUCACUUCCCUUUUCUUCUUCUCUCCGUCGCCUCUGGUUGUCAGAAUCCUAGUCUCAGGGUUGCUGCUGCGACAUAUCUGAAGAACUUCACCAGACGGAGCAUCGGCACAGGAGGGACAACAUCAGAAGUCAGCAAGGAGUUCAAGGAUCAGCUCAUUCAAGCUUUACUCCAGGUGGAGCCUACGGUUCUUAAAGUUUUGCUUGAAGUGCUCCGAUCUGUUAUUGUGGCAGAGUUUGUUAAGCAAAAUUCUUGGCCUCAACUUGUUCCUGAAUUGCGUUCUGCUAUUGAGAACAGCAAUCUUAUAAGCAGUAGUUCAAACAGCAAAUGGAGUACCGUGAAUGCUUUGAUGGUGUUGUUGACAGUUGUAAAGCCUUUCCAGUACUUUCUGACCCCUAAAGUUUCCAAGGAGCCAGUACCACAACAGCUAGAGAGUAUCACAAAUGGAAUUCUAGUACCCUUGGUGCCAGCAUUCCAUCUUUUCGUAGAAAAGGCUUUGACUACCCAGGGAAGGAAAGAACUGGAAACAGAGAAAAUCCUUCAUAUCAUAUGCAAAUGCUUAUAUUGUGCAUUAAGGUCCCAUAUGCCGUCUGCAUUACCUCCUCUGCUUGGUUCGCUCAGUCGGGAUAUGAUAAGAGUUCUGGAAUCCUUGAGUUUUGAUCAGAAUGUUAAUUCUGCCGACGGAUAUAUGCUAAGACUGAAAACUGGAAAGAGAAGUUUGCUUAUUUUCAGUGCUCUUGUCACAAGGCACAGGAAGUACUCUAACAGGUUGAUGUCAGAUAUAGUAGACUGUUUGUUGAAGAUUGUCAGACAUAGCUCAAAUAUCAUUAGCCUUGGCUUCCUGCCUGAGAGGGUCAUCUCUCUGGCUUUUGAUGUCAUUUCCCAGGUUCUGGAGACUGGCCCGGGAUGGAGAUUGCUUUCACCGCGUUUCUCUUUUUUGUUGGACUCUGCAGUCUUUCCAGUGCUAGUGCUUAAUGAGAGGGACAUUUCUGAGUGGGAAGAAGAUGCAGAUGAAUUCAUACGGAAAAACCUUCCAUCUGAGCUGGAAGAAAUAUCUGGGUGGAGGGAAGACUUGUUUACCGCUGGAAAAAGUGCUGUAAACUUACUCGGUGUCAUCUCCAUGUCAAAGGGACCACCUGUAUCUACUUCGAAUGCAGCUUCCUCAAUUAGAUGUAAAAGGAAGAAAGGUGAAAACAAUAGAAGAACUAAUCAGAAGAGCUCCAUGGGGGAGUUUUUGUCAAAGUUUUCUGUACCCUCAAAGGACAACAAAUUAAAUGCUAGAAUUUCCAUCGGCUAUUUUGGCGUCCCAAUCGCAUAUGGCGGCCUGCAAGAUUUUAUCCAAGAACAAAGUCAUGAAUUUGUUGCGACUCUGGUUCGUGCUUGCAUGCUGCCAGUGUAUUCCACUCCUGAAUGUUCACCUUACUUGGUUGCAUCUGCAAAUUGGGUGCUGGGAGAGCUUUGUUCAUGCCUACCUGAAGUGGUGAAGGCAGGAGUUUAUUCUUCCCUAUUGUAGGCUAAGGCAGAGACCUCGUAUUACCCUGUGCGUGUAUCUGCUGCUGGUGCACUUUGCUCAUUACUUGAGAAUGAUUACCUACCACCUGAAUGGCUGCCACUUCUUCAGAUUACUAUUGUGCAAAUUGACCAUCUUAUUGUUGUAUGUGGCUUUGAGGCAUUAGCAGCAAUGGCUCAGGCUUUUGAGAGCUCCAAGCCUGAAGUGGGUGAGAAGAAAUAUCAAGCAAAUGAAAGCUGGCUAUCUGGUCAAGCCACCAUCAGCAAAGCUCUGUCAGCACUCUUGCAGCAAGCCUGGCUGGUACCCGUGACAGACGUGCCUCCAGCGUCGUGCUUAGAUCACUUAUCCAAUCUGUUACGCUCCGUUAUACUCGCUGUUACUGAUGGAAAUAUGUUUGUGGAACUCAGACUAUCUGAACUAUUAUCAGCUUGGGCUGAACUUAUCAGUAGCUGGGAUUCCUGGGAAGAGUCGGAGGAUUUAUCAGUUUAUUGCAUAGAAGAUGUUGUCGGCUUAAACAGCAAGUAUAGUUUCAACAAUAUCUUACUUAGAGAGAUCCCAUCCCCUCCAAACAUGCCAGUCCAUCCUCAAUCUGUUAUUGAAUCCAUGGGUUCAUUUAUCAGCAAGGCUAUAAUCCAGUAUCCAUCUGCCAUGUAUAGGGCUUGCUCAUGUGUGCACACAUUACUACAUGUUCCAAACUACUCAUCUGACAUUGAAGGUGUUAGGCAGUCAUUGGGUGUCAUAUUCUGCGAAGCAGCAUUUUCUCAUUUUCUAGAAGUACGUGAAAAGCCUUGUCCAUUGUGGAGGCCUCUAUUGCUGGUGAUAUCAUCAUGUUAUAUCUUAUGCGCUGAUUCUGUGGAAUGCAUUUUAGAAAAAGUGGUGUCUGGAGGUUUUGAGUUAUGGGUAUCCUCUUUGGCUUGUCUAUGCUCAUGUGACUUUGAUGCUGGUCUGUCCGCAGAAUCAGAACUAAAGUUGUAUGUGAUGGCGCUAGUGAAGGUUAUUGAGCGGCUACUGGAUGCAAACCAUAUGAAUUCUAAGGAUGCUUUGGCCAGAAGCUGCUUCGGUUCAUUGAUGGAUGCUUCUCUAAAGUUAAAGGAAGUGCAAGAAGAAACAGGUGAUGAUGAAGAUGAUGGAGAGGCUGAUGAAGAGGAAGCGGAAAAGGAAGAUGAAGAAACUGAUUGCGAUGAUGAGGAUUCAGAGAGCGACGAUAAUGCAGAAACUGAAGAAGAGUUUCUGGAAAGGUAUGUAAAGGCUAAAGCUGCUGCGGCGUUGGAGGAUGAUGAUGAAGUGAUUGAAGAGGGGGAUGCAGAAGAUGGAGACCGUGAGAUUGAUUUGGGUUCCCUGGAAGAAGUGGAUAAUUGGAAACUGUUGUCAUCAUUAAUGGAGAAGCAUCACCAGAAAGCACUUGGACUUGUGCCAGCUGAACUCAUAUCAACCUUUCUAAAUGCUUUUCCAGAAUUCUCUCUAUCCUUCUCCAAGUUCCUCUCAAAGUAAUUUGGUAUUGUCUCCGCAGAUUCGUCUCCUUUGUACUUUGAUGAGUUUGUACAAGUUGUAAUGCGUAUCUGAUCAUUUGUUCCAAAUACAUACGGUUUUCCUUCCAUGGACUAUUGAUUGGCAUCAAUAUACAUGCUUGGAAUCAGAUAAAGAGAGAGUUUUGACGCAUUGGUUGGUCCUUUAGUUGCAUACAUAAAAUCGGGAGGGUCACACAUAAACAGGAACUAAUACGAAACGCGUGU